AUGACGCAUAAAUUGUCAUUUAACAACCUUUUCAAAGAGAUUCCCAUUCCCGUUCCUACCAAACUCGAAGUAAAACUUACUCCGACUGAAGACCAACUAUGCACCUUAUUGGAUGAAUGCAAGCAGAAUCUUGAGAGCAAGGGCCAGAACGUCGAAUGUAGGAUAAGUGGAGGUUGGGUCAGAGACAAGCUACUUGGCGCGCAGAGUAAUGACAUCGAUGUCGCAUUGACGAAUAUCAUGGGCGUCUCCUUCGCAGAGCAAUUCGUAGAAUUUGUCGCAUCCAAGAACCUACCUGUGAAAACCGUGGCUACCAUUGCGCGUAAUCCCGAGCAGUCAAAACACCUUGAAACUGCUCGUACCACCGUCCUUAGUACAGAACUAGACUUCGUCAACCUUCGCAGUGAAUCGUACGCGGAUAACAGUCGCAUACCUACUGAAAUCAAAUUGGGCACACCACUUGAAGAUGCUCUACGACGUGACGCGACUAUAAACGCGCUAUUUUACAACGUUCAUUCGCGUUCUGUGGAAGAUUUCACGGAAAAGGGACUUGACGAUCUACGAAAGGGCGUGUUACGGACUCCGAUGGAUCCCUUCGAAACGUUCAAGGAUGAUCCGCUCAGAGUAAUACGCUGCAUCCGCUUUGCGAGUCGACUCGGCUUCAAAAUGGUGAAAGAGAUGGAGGAGUCCAUGCAAAACACUGAAAUACAGGCUGCCAUCGUCUCAAAAAUCAGUAAAGAGCGAAUAGGAGAAGAACUUGACAAGAUGAUGAAAGGACGGGACCCAUUGCAUUCUAUUCGACUUAUCACAUCCCUAAAUCUUUAUUCCUCGAUUACCGCCGUGCCACUAGCCAUCGCAUCCACCUUCUCACCCAGUCUUUCCCCUCCAUCGUCCGCAAUUGGCGCAGCAACUCUCCUCCACGCCGCUCUAUCCAAUUCAUUCUCCGACACCCUACACCUUCCACCUCCACACCCUCUCCUCCUCUCCCAGCUGGAAAUAGACAAAACGCUCCGACCACGGUUCUUUCUAGCAGCUUUAAUGACACCAUACGCAAACGUCCAAUAUACACCUAAGAAGAAGAAGUCAACCGCACCAGCAGUUGAAGUGGUCAUUCGAGAAGGGUUGAAGCUUGGACUGCAGAAUCAUUAUGCGGAUGGUGUACCUGCGCUAUUCGCUGCAGCGAAUGUUCUGCGUGGUGUUGAUGCGAGUCAGUUUGAUGGUUCUAAGGAACGGUCGCGAAUAGGUCUUUUGUUAAGGACGAAAUCCGUGCACAAUGCUAUCACGGGUUCUCACUGGACUUCAUCCCUACUGUUCUCACUAAUUCAGGAGCUGGUUGCCCACUGGGAUGCAGGCACAGAUACCUUCGACGUACAACAAGCAGUUCCGAUCGUGGAACGAUAUAAUCGAUUCUUACAGCACGUAGAAGAGCUUAAACUACCAGACACAAUUAACGACAAACCUCUCCUUAACGGUAAAGAAAUUGUCCCGCUCCUAGGUGCAACGCGGCCAGGUGUAUGGACAGGCACCGUUCUCGCACAGGUCUCUGAAUGGGCACUUGAUCAUCCUGAAGGCACGAAAGACGAAUGCGCAACAUGGUUGAAGGAAGAACAGGCAGCGGGACGAAUAGAUACUGGUGACGGGUCUCAGAAUGCUUUAAAAGCCCCUCCUGCGAAGAAGGCGAAGGUGACAGGAGCAUCUUCAUAG
Fomitiporia mediterranea MF3/22 is the source of this 1701-nucleotide messenger RNA. RefSeq lists its product as uncharacterized. The record is from RefSeq and is a predicted model, not a curated record. Gene Ontology annotation, biological process: tRNA 3'-terminal CCA addition. NCBI's taxonomy places the organism in Eukaryota, Fungi, Basidiomycota, Agaricomycetes, Hymenochaetales, Hymenochaetaceae. Bases 1 to 1701 code for a protein of 566 amino acids. The transcript is spliced from 9 exons. Gene Ontology annotation, molecular function: RNA binding; ATP:3'-cytidine-cytidine-tRNA adenylyltransferase activity.